AUGGCCCAAAAGUAUGCCAAAGACCAGCUUGCGGGCUUCACGAACCGCAUCACCCGCGUCGCCAUCGUCGGUGCCAGCGGACAAGUCGGCAGCUACCUCACCGCCGCACUUCUCUCCACAGGCCAGCACACCGUCACGGCCAUCACACGUUCCGACAGCAAGUCCUCGCCUCCGCCCGCGGGCGUCACUGUCGCCAAGGUUGACUACGACAACGAGCAGUCCCUCGUGGACGCUCUCCGCGGACAGCAGUUCCUCAUCAUCUCCAUGUCUGUUACUGCGCCUCGGGACUCGCAAAGCAAGAUCAUCAAGGCCGCUGCAAAGGCAGGCGUCGCCUGGGUCAUGCCCAACUGCUACGGCACUGACAUCGCCAACGCGAAGCUGAAGGAGGAGAACCUCACCGGCCCCGCCGUCCUGGGCGGCAUCGAGGCCAUCGAGAAGGAGGGCGUCAGCUCUUGGAUCGCCAUGUGCUGCUCCUUCUGGUACGAGUUCUCCCUGUCAAUGGGCCCUGGCUGGUACGGCUUCGACUUUGCCAACAUAAAGGUCACAUUUACGGACGAUGGCAAGACGCGCAUCAACACGAGCACCUGGGAGCAGUGCGGCCGCGCCAUCAAGGCCCUCCUCAGCCUCAAGGAGCUGCCUGAGGACGAGAAUGACAAGACCCCCACACUAUCGACCUGGCGCAACAAGCCGCUCUACAUCUCGAGCUUCCUGGUCUCCCAGCGAGACAUGCUGGACAGCUUGAACCGCGUGAUGGGCACGACCGACGCCGACUGGGAGAUUGAGCACGAGGAGCACGCCGCUCGCUAUGCGCGCGGAAUGGAAAUGUUCAAGAAGGGCUCUCACCUUGGCUUCGGCAUCUGCCUCUACACGCGGACCUUUUACCCCAAUGGUGACGGCAACUUUGAAGCCAAGCAUGGUCUUGCAAACGAUGCCUUGGGUUUGCCUAAGGAGGACCUGGACGAGGCGACCAAGCGAGCCGUUGCCAUUGUCAAGGGUGGCUUUGAGCGAAAGGCGGUUGACGUCAACAUUUACAAAUAG
Molecule: messenger RNA, 1038 nt
Organism: Purpureocillium lilacinum
Lineage: Eukaryota; Fungi; Ascomycota; Sordariomycetes; Hypocreales; Ophiocordycipitaceae
Molecular function (GO): oxidoreductase activity
Source: RefSeq, a predicted model, not a curated record